GAGCCGAGGAGCGGUCGGUGUGAGGAGCCGGCGGCGCGCGCUCCUCCGGUGCCAUGGUGCGUCCGCCGAGCUGACCGACGGCGGCCGCCGCCUCAGCUGGGAGCGGCCGCGGCAGCCGCGCGACAUGCCCGGCAAACGGGUCGAGUUCCGGCCCACAGUCCUGGUCUGCGAUGGGUCUCCGGAGCGACUGCACGACUCGACGCCCCGGCCGCGGCCGCGGAGCGCGCCCGGGCGCCAGCAGCAGCAGCAGCACCAGCCGCCGCCACCGCCGCCACCGCCGCCUCCGCCGCCGCCGGUGGUUCCGGCGCCCGUGUGUCCUCCCGUGUGUCCGCCGCCGGCGCGGGGUCGAGCGGACGGCGCCGAUGAGCGGCGAACUCAGACUCUGCCGGCGUCCGUGCGGGCGCCGCCGGUGGCGGUGCGCAGUCCGCCGCUGGUGGCGCCGGCCGGCCGCGCCGCCGAGCCGUGGCGGCCCGGCGGCGGCGGCACCCUUCCGGCGGCGACCCGGCCGCGGCCGCGCUCCGUGCCCAACGGCGCGUACGGGCCGGCCGAGUCGCACUCGGCGCAGUGCUUCCAGUGCUCGGGCGGCGCGCAGUGUUUCAGUGACGGCGCGCGGGCGGCGGCCGAGCGCGCCCGGCGGCCGGCCUCUGUGCCCGAUAGUGGCCACAUGGCGGCGCGCCACUAUCAGUACUCGGAGCUGACCGGCGCCAGUGGCAGCGGCGCCGGCGGCCAGCGCAGGACCUGGGUGAAGCCGGGCCGCGCCUCAGCCCCCACACUGGAGGGCGCCAACGGCCGCCGCUCGCCGGCGCGGCCGGCCGACUCGGCCAGCGCCGCCAGCCUGCUCAACCCGGAGACGGCGACGGGCCGCGAGCGUCCGCCGGCCACCGCGCUCCGCACCGCUACCUGUCUCUGCCGCGCUCAGGUGAUUGCGUUCAUCUGCGGCCUGAUCGUGCUGCUGCUGAUGGCUCUGGCGCUGGCCUCCAGCGACUGGCUCAUCAGCGACGGCUGGCGGCAGGGCCUGUUUGCCCACUGCACAGAGGAGGACGCCGGCCGGCCACUGCCCUUCGACCUGCCCUUCGAGCCCGGCUGCCACCGCGCCAGGGAUGUCGCGUACAUCAUCGUGUCGGAGGCGCUGGCUAUCUGCUGCAUGCUGCUGGACGCGUUCGCCACGCUGAUGGCCGGGCUGGGCCUGUGGAGCAAGGACACCAACAAAAAGUACCGCUAUUACCGCGCCGCCGUCUACGUCAUGAUCGUGGCCCUCAUCUCCAUUCUGAUCGCGCUGGUCGUGUACCCGGUCUGCUUCGCGCAGGAGCUGGAACAGAGCUACCAGCAGAACAACAUAGCAGGUAACCGGACCGUCUGGGAGUUCGGCUGGGCGUACGGCGUCGGCUGGGGCGCGGCCAUCUUCCUGUUCGGCGGCGUCAUCCUUCUGCUGUGCGACAAGGAGUCGGAGGAGAUCUACUACAAGGAGCGCACCAUCCUGCACGACGACCGCGCCAGCAGCGCCUGAGAGCUGGACGGAGAGCGCUCCGCCAGCCACCUGCAAUAUCUAGUCGGCGGCACGGCGGCCGGGCGGGCCGGCCGCGGCGUCCGCCGUGCCCGGGAGGUGUCCGCGCCCUGCCGUGCUGAACAGACGGAAGGCAUUUAGUGGGAACUGCUGUCGUGGGCGCCGUGCUGGGAGCUCUGCUCAGACCGCUGAGUCUGGUCAGACCACGGCCGCUGAGUCUGCUCAGACCGCUGAGUCUGGUCAGACCGUGGCGCGGAGUCUGUUCAGAGGCGGCCGCUGAGUCUGGUCAGACCGCGGCCCGGAGUCUGUCCGUACUGCGGCCAUGUCGGCCGCGGUGCGUGUCCAUGUAGCCGGCGCGCGGUGCCUGUGAUCCAAGCGGGUUGUGCCGGGGAAUACCGGCCCCAGUGCCGCCCACUGAGAGCGGUGCCGUCAGAGGGCCCCGAACGACGCUCCAGCCACCAGAGCGCGGCGCCGAGGCGCCCCAUUAUUUCACAUUGCUAGCGGACUAUUCACGCUUUAUUGAACGUUAACUGAUGAGAUGAGCUAGGCAGCUGCGAGUGUUAUGUGGCCAAAUCCGCUACUUUGGAUGUUACGCGAGUGUUUUCUCGAGAAGUGUGCGCGUUUCUGUGCGUAUGGGCGCGGCAAGGCGCUCUUUGGACGCGAGAGGGCUGAUGUUUUGGACGUGAGGGGCGCUGCGCGGCGACCGCUGCGGUCCGCGCGCCGGCGCUGUUUUCAUAUCAUCUGCGAUGGUGUGCGGGGUGCCGAGAGGCGCCGCCUGUGCGCCGUCGGACGGGGCGGCCGGUCACCGAGGGCCGUACCGCCGCGCUGUCUGGUGACGGCGCCGGCGGCCGGACGGCCCGGCUAAUACACGCCUCGACGAACA
Messenger RNA from Amphibalanus amphitrite, 2387 nucleotides. RefSeq names its product transmembrane protein 47-like. NCBI's taxonomy places the organism in Eukaryota, Metazoa, Arthropoda, Thecostraca, Balanomorpha, Balanidae. Gene Ontology annotation, cellular component: cell-cell junction; membrane. The record is from RefSeq and is a predicted model, not a curated record. The transcript is spliced from 6 exons. Gene Ontology annotation, biological process: cell-cell adhesion. Bases 125 to 1507 code for a protein of 460 amino acids.